AUGGAGUGUUGUCAGAGUCACAAUGAACAAGUUGUUACAUGUCAGCCCUUUCAUAAGUCACAGUCCCAGUGGACAACUGUAAGGAGGGAAGGAAAAGAAAGUAAGCGAGCGAAGCCGAAAGGAGCAAACCCAGUUGACAUGAGGAACUGCGUAGAAGAGCUUGUGAAGUUCCCUCUCCACUCUCAGAUGAACGGAACUCUAGAAUGGGAUAUUGGGCUCUCACAAGAAUUCUGCUCUUCUCUCCUUGGUCACCACUCAGCCGACCCCUUCUCCCCUAUUGCCAAUUCUCUGGGAGUCUCUCAAAAUCCUUUAUACAUCCAGUUAGCGUCGGCCUUAUAUGAAAUCAUAACUUUUGGUUCACUUCAAGCGUCAUCUAAGUGUAACAAGUUGGCAUCUUCUUAUGAAGGCAGUGGCUUGAAGCAGAAAGAAGAGUGGUUUGACUUAGUUCACAAAAAGGGAUCUGAAUUAGCUGAAAUUUUGAAGAACAUCAAUUUUGAACUACAUGUUCAGGAGGCUUUCUUCACUCAACUAAAGGGGGGCCUGAAAACAGUAGAAGGGAGGUGCGCUCUUGGUGGCUAUAAUAGAAUUGCAUCUGGGGCAUUGAUCCUUUUCUACAAAUGCUUGGUACUUGAGGUUCAGGAUGUUCACCGUUGUGCUUCAUUCUUUGAGAUGUUGGAAGCAGAGAGUCUUGCAAAGGUACUUCCAGGAGUUGAAACCAUAGAUGAAGGCAUUCAAGUUUACAGGAAGUUUUACUCAGAAGAGAAAGAAAUGUCCAAUGGUGUACUUGCAAUUUGUGUUGCAAAAGUGGCUGCUCAACCCUACCUUUCAUUGGCCAGAAUACUAUCUGGGUUGAGUUAUGAGGGUGUUCAAAGUCUUUUAAAUGAGGAGCAUCUUCUUGGAUCUAUUCCAUGAGAAUUCUCAUUGGGAAGGGUAACUUCUCUGCUACACGGCUACACCGCAAUUAGAAGUCAAAUGCAAGAUGAGGACACAGGAUCCAUUGUUUGUUGUGUUAUACUCCAUCCCAAGAAAAGUUGCUUGAUAUAGAUUCUAGGAAUAUCUUCUGUUUCCUUCGUUUUGAAUCCUGUGACUGAUCAUAAAAAGUUCCAACAUGUGGAGUAGAUUGAAAUUGGGAUGAACUCGUUUAUCACCACUCUCACCAAGUGCCAUACACAUGUCAGACAGGUUAUGAAGUUGGUCCCUCAAGAGACUGGGGAAGUUACGCAAAAAUAUAACACGCACACAGUGCCUUGAGAUAAAUUUUCCCGAGUAUCACAGCUAGAAAAUGAUUUCUCUGACCAUAAUGUUAAGAUAGACGCAGCCUAAGUUUCUCUCUAAAGAAAAAACAAAUCCCCCUGCUGCCUCUCCUGAAGGCAGGAUUUGAUCUCCAUUCCUUAAUGCACCCACCAAAAGACUUGAUCAACUGAGGUGGCUGAGAUGUCCUCUGUUCCAUUUGUUGUAAAUAUUUAGCUGGUUAGAGAGAUGGGAAAGUGGUGAUCUUGUGUAUGGUUGAAUUCAAGAAAUGAAACCACAGAAAUAUGGAACUUGGAUUCUUCUAUGGCUUCUCGAGAGAACUAAAAUAGAAUCAUACAAAAAUGUUGUACGAUUUUACACUUAAAUCUAAAAAAUGAGUUGGUGAAUCCCCUUGCCCUGAUCCUUGCCAAGCUGCUCUGAUUCCAGAACCACUCUGCCAAUAACUUGUCUUAAGGGACCGCCCAAAAUGGAUAUGGCAAUAUGCUGUGGCAAAACCCAGUCACCUUCUUCACAAGGUUUAAACAAUA
Messenger RNA from Theobroma umbraticum, 1778 nucleotides. RefSeq lists its product as uncharacterized. Lineage: Eukaryota; Viridiplantae; Streptophyta; Magnoliopsida; Malvales; Malvaceae. The record is from RefSeq and is a predicted model, not a curated record.